Molecule: messenger RNA, 1009 nt
Organism: Atta colombica
Lineage: Eukaryota; Metazoa; Arthropoda; Insecta; Hymenoptera; Formicidae
Gene: Teh2
Product: protein tipE
Exons: 4
Coding region: 162-884 (240 amino acids)
Biological process (GO): regulation of sodium ion transport
Molecular function (GO): sodium channel regulator activity
Source: RefSeq, a predicted model, not a curated record
GUCGUAAGGACUACAAGCACGUCUUUUCGGACGUGCUCUGAAUCGGCCACGCAAAUCGUGGUUAUACGCAUCUUUCGAGAAAUUUUUAAGUAAAUUACGAGUAGGGUCUUCGUGACCCACAAAAAGUCGCAAUCAUUGAUUCCGACGAAUCGACGGUGAUAAUGGGCGUCCAGGUGGAGGAGUCCAAGAUCGGCGCCAUGAUCGAUAAGGCCAAGUUUUAUACUUCGGUCUGCCUAGGCACUACAGCAAUCCUUGCGGUUUUCGCCUUUCUGUUUCUGAUCCCGUUCGUCGUCGAGCCGGCGAUAACCACCAUUCUGGCGGAUUUCUCGCCGCAUGCUGUCGCUUGCGUCACGACGGAGCACGUGUACGCGGAGGGGUUGAAGAACUGUUCGUGGGCGAGCUGCAGAGAAGGUUGUACGAGCGCUGCGCUUCGUUGUCAUCAAAUCAAAGUCAAUUACACCAGACUCCCAUACGAGGAAUUUACGGCGAAGCCAUUGGGUUCAGUAUCAUGGGACGUUACCGAUACCAAGUUCUUUGUGAACACAGAAGGAUGCGGUUACCCACCCACAGUCAACUGUACUAUUUUCGCCAAGAAAUACGCCUAUGAAAAUAUGGGAAAGAUAUUUCCCUGUUAUUACAGUAGAACACAUCCAGAGACAGUUGUCGCAAGAUAUUCGUGGGAUGAAAAUCUGAGGCAUUUGGUGUUGGCCUUGAUCGUGCCCAUAGUACUGUUCGCUACGACGCUCGGUGUGCUAUGCUACUGGUAUUGUCCGCCGAUCAACAAGACUUGCGGCGGAUCGAGUCGCAAUUUAAUGGACAAGUAUGCUAGAAAGGAAGACAUCUUGGCAGAGGACGAAUUCGAGGAAGACGAAGAGGAAUACUGACUGCUACCAAGGGCUCACCCCCCGGCACGGGAGUGAUCCCAGAAAGUAUCUCCGAAUGGCUCCAGCGUACUUUACUUUUUAAAUUUAAGCGAUCGAGCAAUAUCAUUUAGGAAAAAUUUGCAAAA